Messenger RNA from Closterium sp. Yama58-4, 1146 nucleotides. NCBI's taxonomy places the organism in Eukaryota, Viridiplantae, Streptophyta, Zygnematophyceae, Desmidiales, Closteriaceae. The record is from the annotation of a GenBank genome assembly.
AUGGCGUCCCCCAAAUUCCUCCUGCCCAUUGUGGCAGUGUGUGCGCUGAUCGGAGUGCUGUUUGUGGUAGCCCCGUGGCAUGCGGGGAGCACUGUGAUUGCUACUGAAGUUGGCGACGCCUCGUCCGGAAACGAAUUCCACUCGGACAUCAGCCACGGCCGCGUGCUCAAGUCCAAGAGCUCCGAUGAAAGCACCUCCGAUACAAGCUCCUCCGACUCUAGCAGCAAGAAGUCGAAGAAGAGCGACUCGUCCUCGUCGGGAUCUACCCCGUCACCCGCGAAGAAGGGCGGAAAGACCGCGGAAGAGACCACUUCUUCUAAAUCUCCCAAGAAGUCUAAGACGCCUAGCGACUCCCCCGCGCCUCCUACCAAGUCGGGGAAGAAGGGUAAGGGCUCCGACGUUCCCGCCUCUCCCCCGCCUACCACCACCGGGAAGAAGGGGAAGAAGGGCGGAAGCAGCGACACUUCCGCCUCUCCCCCGCCUACCACCACCGGGAAGAAGGGGAAGAAGGGCGGAAGCAGCGACACUUCCGCCUCUCCCCCGCCUACCACCACCGGAAAGAAGGGGAAGAAGGGCGGAAGCAGCGGUAGCGACACUUCCGCCUCCCCCCCGCCAACCACCACCGGAAAGACCGGAAAGAAGGGCGGAAACAAGGGUACCGACACUCCCGCCACUUCCCCGCCAACCACCCCCAGGAAGAAGGGCGGACACAAGAACUGGACCGCCCCUGCGACGCCCACCCCUGAUCCCGUGCCCGCGCCUGCUACGGGCGGAAAGAAGGGCGGAAAGAAGGGCGCCAACUCCGGUACUGGCGGGUCCGCGCCGGUGGUGGUGAGCAAGGCGGACCAGAAGAUCCAGGGGCUGCUCAAGUCGGCUGGGGGCGGCGUGCAGAAGGCGGCGGACGCGCUGGGAACGAAGCACAAGUACUACGCGAGUCUCACGGCGACGGUGCAGGCGCUCACCAACGCCGCCAUUCUCAUCGACGAGGGCCAGCGCACGCUCGUGCAGGGGCAGAUCGCCAACGCGAUUUCCACCAUCGACGGCGUCUCCGUUAUGCUUGACCCCGUUAACGAUAAGAAGGUGCUCUCAACCCUGGCGUCCGCUAAGGCCACCGCGGAGGAGGCGUCGAAGGGCUUCAAGCCGUAG